AUGCUGGGCACGGCCACCUCCGCCACUGCCUCCCAGGGGACCAGGCGGGGGACAGGGUCCUCCACGUCACCCACCCAGCCCCUCCUCCGACACAGCCGGGUCUGUGGAUUCACUUGCGGGGCUGAGGGAACAAAGCUGAGGACACCCCGGGGCGCUCACAACAGAAAGGUCAUGUCUGGCGGUUGUGGAGCCGGACAGCGGUGCCAGCGGGCUACCCUCCCCGAGGGAGAGGCCAGCUGCUGUGCGGAAGCCCCGAAGGCACCCCUUUCUGAGUUCACAAACCCUGUCUCAGGACACAUUCUAGAACGCCGCGAGGCGCUGGCUUCGUUCCCUCGGGGUGAGGGCGGAGGCCGCAGGAGGAGCCGGGGCGGCAGCCAGCCCCCGGGCCGCCCCCCAGGUCCAUGGCCCGCGGCCCGCGGCUCGGAGAUGCCUGAAGGCCCGGACGAUGCCCGCGCGGGUCCCGGCGCACAGAUGCCUGGAGCGCACGCCCGAGUUCGCGCCGCGCACCGCCGUCCUGCCUGGGUCCCCGCGGGCGCCCCACGGCGCCGCGUCUGGUUCGUGUGCGACCCGCUGGGCAUCGCGUGCGCCGCCGGCACCUGGCUGCUGGUGCUGUACGCCACGGGCGUGCUGCUGGAGGACCUGCUCAUCCCGUCCGAGGACGCGGCCUACGGCGUGGCCAACGGCGCGCUCUUCCAUCUGCUGGCUUUCCUGGGGCUGGCGUCGCACGCGCGGACCAUGCUCAGCGACCCCGGCUCGGUGCCCGUCGGGUACGCGCCUCCGCCGGGCCCCGCGCCGGCCGCGUCCUGGUGCGCCCGCUGCAGCAGCGCCAGGCCCGCGCGCGCCCACCACUGCCGCGUCUGCCGGCGCUGCGUACGCAAGAUGGACCACCACUGCCCCUUGGUCAACAACUGCGUGGGCGAGGACAACCAGAAGUACUUCGUGCUCUUCACGCUGUACAUCGCGCUGGCCUCGUUGCACGCGCUGCUCCUGCUGGGCAUCCCCGUCCUGCGCAGCUACGCACGCGGUGAGUGGGACGCGCACAGCUCCUUCUCUCCGCGCCUGUCCGUCCUGGUCCUCUUCCUGGUGGCUCUGAAGGGCCUGCUCUUCGCCUCCGUCAUGUUCUGGACCCAGAUGUACGCCAUCUGCACCGACCGGACGAGACUUGAGCAGCUGCAGAGGGAGAGGGGCCGGGGGCGCAGAAGCACCGGGUGGAUGAACCUGAAGGCCGUCUGCGGCCCCAGCUUCUCCUUGGCCUGGCUCAGCCCCUUUGCCUCACCGGCGCCUCAGAAUGCAGCGCAGCAGUCAGACCUGCACUGGGGUCCCACAUCUCUCCAGCUGCCCAGCGGCCUCUCCCACUCCCCCUCUUGGAAGAUGGGCACCGACACAGGGUGA
This is a messenger RNA of Choloepus didactylus (southern two-toed sloth), 1392 nucleotides long. RefSeq names its product palmitoyltransferase ZDHHC3-like. Gene Ontology annotation, biological process: protein targeting to membrane; peptidyl-L-cysteine S-palmitoylation. Bases 1 to 1392 code for a protein of 463 amino acids. Gene Ontology annotation, cellular component: Golgi apparatus; endoplasmic reticulum. The record is from RefSeq and is a predicted model, not a curated record. Gene Ontology annotation, molecular function: protein-cysteine S-palmitoyltransferase activity. The transcript has 3 exons. NCBI's taxonomy places the organism in Eukaryota, Metazoa, Chordata, Mammalia, Pilosa, Megalonychidae.